Messenger RNA from Rangifer tarandus platyrhynchus (Svalbard reindeer), 558 nucleotides. The record is from the annotation of a GenBank genome assembly. NCBI's taxonomy places the organism in Eukaryota, Metazoa, Chordata, Mammalia, Artiodactyla, Cervidae.
AUGCUGUACUCGCUCGGCCCGGCCCUCGCCCGGGAGUGCGUGUGUGUGCGCGCGUGUGUCUGUGUGUGUGUGUGUGUGUAUGCGCGCGCGUGCGUGUGUGACCAAGUGAGUGUGUUUGCGGGGGUGCGCGCGCGGGCGGGAGUGGGCGCGCUCGGGGAAAGGCCCGAAAACACCUUAGUUUGCACCGAGAGACCAUUUGCAGCGGACGUGCGCGAGUCGCCGCGUCCCUUUGGCGGUGUCCCGGCAGCCGAUGGCUCUCUGUUCCUCGUCUGCGCGCCGCCUUCUUACCGAGCUCCCGGCGCUCCAUUCGUGCCCGCAAAGAGGAUUCAGCUGAGCCAGCCCGCAAGCCGGGCGGCGGUGCGCCUCGGAACCCGAAAGUUUGUAAGAGGAAGAGAGCGUGUGGCGAGCAAGCGGGCCAGGGGCAGCGGCAGCGGCGCCGGGGACCAUGGUGCUGCCGGCGCCUCCUCCGCAGGCGUGAAGGCGGCGCUCCCACUCCCUCCCGAGUCUCCGCGGGUAAGUCGAGGCGGCUGCGGCCGCGGGCGGAUGCGCAGGGUCUAG